CCUCAUCUCUCUCCAAACAACUGAAUGCUGUCAUCUCCCAUUGGCUGUCAUCUCCCAUGUAAUAUUUGUGUGUGUGGGGGUGUGUGUUUAUCUCCCUGUGUGUGUGUGUGUGUGUGUGUGAGAAAGUGAUUCAGUCUCUCUUUCUGUGCGAUGCCACUGCUGCCUAAGGAGGCAGAACGAUUCGAUGGGCUAUCUCUACUAUACUGGACUAUCAUGGGGCCUCAUGGCAUCAACCGGGCCAUCGAGAGACUGGAGUUCUGCGACUGCAAGAAAGGACUGGGGGUGAAGAUCAUAGGUGGCUACAGAGAUCAGACACGUGAGGAGUUUGGCAUCUUCAUCAAGCGGGUGUUACCGGGAGGGCUGGCUGCUCAGGAUGGGCGGCUUAGAACGGGCGACCUCGUUUUGGAAGUCAAUAAUAUGAGUUUAGGAGGAGUAACCAACGAAAGGGCGGUGGAUAUCCUCCGGUCAGCGUCAGCCUCCAAUCACAUGUCUCUGAUGGUUGCCAGGGACGAUGAAAGCAGGCGGGAGUUCAUAGAGUUGAUGAAUAAGUAUGGCUCCCACAGCAGUUUUAAAGGAAGCUCAGGGAGGGUCUCCCCUACACAGCUCUCUACAGGAGGUAAGACAGACACGGCCUCCUCCUCUUCCUCCUCCAGAUCUACCAGUCCCACCACCCAGCUCCUCGGCCCUAAAGAGGGGGUCACAGGACCCCCUUACACCCCAGGACCCCACUAUACCACUGGACCCCCCUAUACCACUGGGCCACCCUAUACGUCGAACCCCAACACAGCCCCUUCACAGCACGUCUUCAACGACAGCAUCAUUCAGUUGAUAUGCAUAUCAAAGGGAACAGGCCUGGGCCUCAUCAUCAAGGGCGGAACAAACCGAGCAGAGGGACCAAUGGUGUUGAUUCAGGAAAUAGUGCCUGGAGGAGACUGCCAGAGGGACGGUAGACUACAGCCAGGAGACCAGCUGGUGUCGAUUAAUAAGGAGUCGUUAAUCGGAGUGACCUAUGAGGAGGCUAGAAGUGUCCUGACACGCACCAAACUCAGACCAGACCCUACGGUGGAGAUAGCAUUUAUGACACACAGGUCUUCCUCCAGUUCUGCUUCCUCCAGCAGUGGCCCCCAGAGCCCUAUCACCCCCCAGGGCCCAGCCAGCGGAGCCUCCGCAGUGCCCCCCACCAGGAGAGAGACCCUGGCCGUGCUGGGGGCCCUGCCUCCCCCUGAGUCACUGCUCCAGCACAGGAGAACCACGCUCCCUGCAGCCCUCCCUGGAGCUCCCCUGGUGGUGCCCAAGAUCACCUCCACCCCCAACCCCACCAGCGAGACCCUGCCUUCUGUCAACCUCAGCCAGAUGCAAAUGAGGACAGAACAGACGUCGCCCCCUCAGAGUCCCAGCACCGCAGACGCCAAGCCUGAAUCCUCCCCUGUCUGGCAGCCAGUCAGCAGCCACGUACCACACAGGAAGUGCUCCCUCAGCUCCAUCUGUCGCCUCAAACUGGAGAGGCUGGAGCAGGCUCUGGAUGCAUUGGGACUGAAUCCUACAGAGGCACAGAGACAGACGUUGAGGGCCAGACUACAAACAGACCCUGCUGGGACAGUGGCCUACGCUGACUUUGAGACGCUGACGCGGGAGCUGUUCAAGCUGCAGUUUGAGGAGUCAGGGGUGGGAGGUCAGAAGUCAAGGUUCGUGUCAGAUGACCUCUCCAGUCUCCUAGAGUCACCCACCAACACACAGACUUCACUGUCUGACUCUGAUGACCUAGAGGAGAUGGAGAGACUGAGGAAAGACCACAUCGAGGCUCUGAGAGAGAUCAAGAAACUACAGGAGCAGUUUGCGGAGUCCGAGAGACUUAAUCUGCAGAUGCAGGGAGAGCUGAACAAGGUCAAACAGGAGGUCAAGUCUGGAGUUGAGGAGAGCCGUGCGCUGCGUAGCCGGAUCCACCUGUCUGAGGCAGCACAGAAACAGGCCAGAGGGAUGGAGAUGGAUUAUGAGGAAGUCAUCCAUCUCCUGGAGGCUGAGAUAGCUGAGCUCAAGACCCAGAGGACAGAGCAGCCCGGCCAGUCCAGCCAGGCUAAGGAUGAGACAGAGGAGCUGAAGAAGAGAGUGGCCAUUCUGGAGUGUCAACUAAGGAAGUACGAGGGGGCCAAAAAGGGCUUUGAGGUGUCCAUUGGUAAACUGCUCAACUUCGUGGAGAAUGUCCAAGACUUCCUCAUUGAAAAUCAAGGUCCUGUGAAGAGUUACAGCUCCGGUGACGUGAAGGCUGGAGCCUCCUCUCAGCCCCUGGGAGCCCGCGUGGGGAAGAAGUCCCAGUGGACGGCCGUCACACUAGCCGCAGAGGCUAAAGAACUCACACGGACUGUUAGCGCCAUUCCGGAGGUGGACUAUCUUCCCUAUGGAUGGGAAGAGGCCUAUACAGCAGAAGGAGUCAAAUACUUCAUCAAUCAUGUGAUGCAGACGACGUCGUGGACCCAUCCGGUGACCUAUAGCCUGGCUCUGGGGCUGUCCGAGAGAGAGGGAGAGGGACCAGACGACGGCGUGGACCAAUCCAGUGACCUGCAGCCUGGCUCCGGGGGUGGGGCUGUCCGAGAGAGAGGGGGAGGGACCAGCCGACAGACAGGCAGACAACACAGCCACCCCCAGCCCCGACCACACCAAGAUCAAGACUUAGACCUGGGACAGAUUCCAUAGGAUAUAACGUUAUAGAAUCUUUAGAUAGACGUGUAUUGCAUAGACUAGAUAUUGUGUUUCUUGGUGUUGGAUAAUGGAGAGGCCUCGCAGGCAGCUCUAUAAAUAACAUUUCUAUCUGAACGUUCUGUAGCGUUGCUCUUCCCCAAGAGAAAAAAACACACCGGGCAGCGGUGAAACACCUGUCCUCCUUUUAUUUUUAUUCAGCCUUUAUUUAUACAGGUUUUUCUCAUUGAGAUAAAAUCAAUUUUUCAAGACAGACCUGGUCCUGUACAAAUAGAGACUCCGUAGAAACCCUAGAGGUGGAUACAGAGACAGCCACCUGAAAUCCUUUAGGAGCCCCAACAAAAUAUUGUCUUUAAAAUCAUAUAACUAGCUACACAUAAUGUUUCAUUAAAUGGCAGCUGUUCUGUUCUGGUGAAUAUGCAGUUUGAAACAUUUUUUUAUUUAUUUUUUUACAGUGAAACCUAUCCGUAAGUGGGCUAAGCAGUGUAAAAACUGUUAAUGAAUUGUGUUAAAAUGAAUUGAACAAGGCUAGCUUCCCAGUUCGAUGGAGUUGAAUCACGACUCUUUAUUGUCUCACUGUGUUGUUCUAUAGAGUUACUGGAAUUGCCUCUCCUCCUUCUCUAUUCUAUUUGUAUGCUUCUUCCUAUUCAUGUUACCUCUAUGAGGAACAGUGACCAAGCCCUCUCUCUCUUCAUCUCUCUAUCUACUUCCGCAUCCCUCUUUUCAAACAACUCAAACAAUGUCACAACCCUCCAUCUUUUUCAUCCUUUGAAGCCAGGUUCAGAAUGUGUAUUUUUCUUUUCCGAUGCAAAACAGUUUUCUGUUUGCUCCCUGAGCUGCACCUUUUGAAUGUCAUUCCGAGAUGUCCACAUUCCGAACUCGGAAUUGUCUUCUGAGUCACGAUAGACCAGAAUCUACUGCUGAAAGCUCGGCCUAACAUGCCAUAUUUAUAUUUUCACUUCCUUCACCAGAACUGUUAUGGUGGAGAGGCAAAGGAUUGAAAAGAUGAGGUAGCUUGCAUCUUGUCCAUUGGUCAGAUAAGAGUUGGACAUCGUUGCCAGGUGUCUUUAGGUAGUAAUAAUGUAACACAUUAUGUUUUAAUAAGAGUUAUGGAAUGAAAGCAUGCAAUAGCAAGGGUAGUUAUCGAACGUCAUCCUAUUUGCUGUUGGUUAACCUGCUCUUUAACCAGUAGUAUUUUAUUUUAUUUUCUCACUAGUUGAGCCCAGCGUUGCUAUUUUUAUCCAAAAUACCGCAAUAGCAUGUCUGUUCUGUGUCCUCUAGUGCUGCUAACUCAUUAUGGGAUCAAUCAAACAGUAUUUCAAAUAUCUAUAAGGCUGCGUUUACACAGGCAGCCCAAUUCUGAUCUUUUGCCACUAAUUGGUCUUUUGACCAGUCAG
This is a messenger RNA of Coregonus clupeaformis (lake whitefish), 4091 nucleotides long. RefSeq names its product syntaxin binding protein 4 (gene stxbp4). Gene Ontology annotation, biological process: regulation of insulin secretion involved in cellular response to glucose stimulus; insulin receptor signaling pathway. The coding region runs from base 151 to 2691 and encodes 846 amino acids. The transcript is spliced from 22 exons. Gene Ontology annotation, molecular function: syntaxin binding. Lineage: Eukaryota; Metazoa; Chordata; Actinopteri; Salmoniformes; Salmonidae. The record is from RefSeq and is a predicted model, not a curated record. Gene Ontology annotation, cellular component: cytoplasmic vesicle.